GAAGCUGUCCACUUUUGCUUUGUAGAUUCUGAAGUGUGACUGGCCGCAGACUAAUACCACGCCGAUUGGAUUGAACGUUUCAACUAAAUCUAUUUUCUGAAAGGACAACACGAACGGCAUAUCAAAGUAGAUGUCUGAGCUGCACACCAAAUCUGCGACUAGCAUACUCCCGCCGGGAAGAAAGCUUCCCUCUGUGGCUUCUCGCCACCGAUCAACAAGAAGUCACGUACCUCCUCUUUCUCCGCAAGCGCAUACAUCGUGGGGGAAGGCAUCCCCUUCCACCCACGUCUCAAGCAGCGCCGCAACCUAUCCAUGGGGAAAGUCGUGGCGCCGAUCGCUGGUAGUGUCAUUACAGUCAGCCAACUCUGAUCCGGGUCCAACUUCACAAACAGCAGCGGCAGCACCGCCAGAUGGAGCGGGGGUCCUAGGAGCCCCUCCGUCUGCUGCCAUUGCUGGAGAGCUCGGGGUGGAUGCGACUCCGGAAGGAGGGCCCGGGGCGGAGGCCCCCGCCCCCCCCGGGAGCCCCCCGACGGGCCGGCGGAUUGAGCGGCUCCGUUUCUCCCUUCUGGCGGCCCUCUCAUCCUUGGACCGGGGGCUGGCUGCCAAUGCUCGGGAGGCGGCGGAGGUGGACGAGCUGUGCAGUCAGAUGGAAUCCCUGGGGACCCCCAUCACACUGUCACCGUCACCGCCACCAGCAGCAGGUCCUGUUGCAGGGGGCGGCAGUGCUGGUGUCAGCGGUAUCAAUGACCAGCUGGCCGGCACAUGGCGGCUGAUCUACUCGAGUGGUUUCAACUCAGGUAGUUUGGGGGGUCGCCGCCCCGGGCCCCCCGCGGCGCUGUUCCCCACCAUCCUGGGUCAGGUGUACCAGUGUAUCGACCCGCAAACGGCUAAACUGGACAACAUUGUGGAGCUGCUGUUCAGCUACGGGCCCCCGGACUUGGGCUUACUGAGCGGCCCGGGUGGGGAGGUGCUGGGGCGGGGGCUGGAGCGCCUCAGCCAGCAGCUGGGGGUGAGUAAGGAGCAGCUGCCGGCGCCUCUGAAGGACUUGCUGCUGGGGCCGGAGAAACGGGAGCAGCAGCAGCAGCAGCAGGGGAUGGAGGGGGGCCCGGCUGGGAAGGGAACGAGCUGGAAACGGCAGGGAUGGGGGUCGCCGGCGGCCAGGUUGACUCUGCGUCAUGAUUAUGAGGUGAUUUGGGGGGAUGGAUGGGGUUGGUUGGCCAUCUCAAUCUAUCUGUAUGACCGUCCGUUACGUCCCUCGCCGCGGCUCAAGGGGUUCAUGUGGGGCAACUACAGUACAAAAUUGCAUGUCGACCGCAAGCAGCAGUGCGGCCCCUUAACAUGGAACCCAUCUGAGGCAAAGGAAAUAAGGAGGGGGGUUAGGCACGUGGUGGUACUCAGUCCCGCAACUGUACGGAUUGUGUACGAGGAGACGUACGGCGAACUGGUAGGCAGUGGCUUCUUUGCACAGCUGCCACGACUGGCUGCACCGUCACUUCCCGAGCCGCUACGGCCCCCGAAAUUCCUCAGGAGCGCUACUUUUGAGGUCACAUUCCUGGAUGAGAUGAUGCGCAUCACCCGGGGGGACCGUGGGGAGCUACGUGUCUACCUGCGGGACACAGCCGCGGAGAUGGCGCUCCAGGGGAGCGCAGGUGGAAGGUUUCAUGGGACAGGUUCGGGAGCCGAGGCCCUGGAUUACGAUGGUUAA
Messenger RNA from Volvox carteri f. nagariensis, 1705 nucleotides. RefSeq lists its product as uncharacterized. Lineage: Eukaryota; Viridiplantae; Chlorophyta; Chlorophyceae; Chlamydomonadales; Volvocaceae. The record is from RefSeq and is a predicted model, not a curated record. The transcript has 11 exons. The coding region runs from base 131 to 1705 and encodes 524 amino acids.